AUGAGAUCGUUUGAAGGCAUUGUUGGAGUUUUUGAUGAUUUCUGGAGAAUGUCAGGUUUGAGGAUUAGUGUGGAGAAGUCAACAAUCUAUCUAGCUGGUUUUUCAGACUCGAGCAGAGAGAGUAUAUCCCAGCGGUUUGCUUUUGAGUUUGGAACAUUACUGGUGAGGGGCAGAGUUAGCUCCUGGACAGAUUUUGCACUGUCAUUUGUGGGAAGAUUACAGCUCCUCUCAUCGGUUAUUGCAAGCAUCACAAAUUUCUGGUUUUCAGCUUUUCAACUACCAUCUUGCUGUGUUGCAGAAAUAGAACGUAUCUGCUCUACUUUCUUGUGGUCUGGGCCUGACCUAAACCGUCGAAAGACAAAGAUUGCUUGGAUGGAUGUAUGUAAACCUUGGGACGAGGGAGUCCUAGGUUUAAAAAGCAUUUGGGAAGAAGAUGAUGUUUGCAUAUUAAAGUUGGUGUGGAGACUCAUCACAGCAAACUCCCUUUGGGUUUGUUGGACAAAGGGUAAUCUAAUGCGUCCCGUGUCAAGGACAACUCCUGAUCCUACAAACAAUUCUCUAGGGUCUUGGAUGUGGAAGCAAGUUUUACGAUCACGCCUGCAAGCUGCAAAGUUCCUAAAAGUGGAGAUUAUGAAUGGCCGAUCAACUCUCUUCUGGCAUGACAACUGGUCCCCUAUGGGAAAGCUUCUCAGUUUUAUUGGGGCUCGAGGGCUUGUGGAUAUGGGAAUAAGGAAAGAAUCAAGGGUGGAGGAGGUUUUCCUUUCGCAUAGACGUCGCAGACAUCGUAUUGCGACUCUGAACGCUGUAGAAGAAGCAAUUGAUAAUGCCAAGAUACAAUACAGAGCAAAUGCAGAGGAUAGUUUCUUUUGGCGAACAAAGGAGGCAACAUAUAACCCUGAUUUUGAUACAAAAGCCACUUGA
Eutrema salsugineum is the source of this 921-nucleotide messenger RNA. RefSeq lists its product as uncharacterized. The transcript is spliced from 2 exons. Bases 1 to 921 code for a protein of 306 amino acids. Lineage: Eukaryota; Viridiplantae; Streptophyta; Magnoliopsida; Brassicales; Brassicaceae. The record is from RefSeq and is a predicted model, not a curated record.